UCACUUUUCAUUUUAAUUAUAUAUUUUGUCCAAGUGUAGUGUUACUAUGCCGAAACGUAACAUACAAUAUUACGAAAGAAAAAUUGAAAAAUUGAGAGCAAAAACAAAGAAACGUCGGAGAAUGGUAUUGUCUUCAUCGUCAGAUUCCGAAGAAAAUGAAGAUAACGGAACUGUGAACGAGGAUAUAUCAGUACCUAUUCCUAACAUAGUAACCGAGAUAGAAUCGAUACAGACUGCUUCGAAUGAAGAUGUUUCAAAUGAGACGCAACUCGACCCCGACGUAUUGUCAGCAUUAGGAGAUGCCGUUGAAGAAACGCCUGUAUAUGGGCAAAAUAUACAUAACAGUUUGGCAGAGCGUUGGAUGCCCAUAUUACGCAAAGGUUUGUUAGAAGAUACCAAAACCAAAUUAUUUAAGGAAUAUCCCAUCCCAGCCAAUUGUAAACUGCUAAAAGCUCCUACCCUCAAUUCAGAAAUUUCAGCGGCGGUGGCAGAGGUAGUGAGAAACCGUGAUAAAAGUAUCCUAAUGAAACAAGAUCAAUUAGGCUAUGGAAUUACCGCCGUGAAUAGAGGUAUUUCAUUACUGCUCUCUGGUGAUGACAAAAUACAAGCUAUCAAGGUCUUAUCUGAUGGAUGCAGGAUUUUAACAGACUUACACUCUUUGGAGACUAAACUGAGAGUCAAACUUAUCACUCCUUGUCUGGAUAAAUCGUUUCUAUUUAUUAUAGAAAAAGAAGAUAGGGACGAGACCCUUUUUGGUGUAAGCCUCCCGGAGAAAAUGAAGGCAUCCAAGGCUAUCGAAAAGCAGGGUCAUCAAAUAAAGAAAACAAUAGGGACUAAACUAUCCGCAUCAACAUCAGUUCCAUCUACUUCCAGAGGUCGUUACCAGGAAAACUGGACAGGCCCUCCUCGUUAUCCCUCGUCGAUCAGGGGGGGGCGCGGAGGGCUUCAACAAUCGUCACGCAUGCAAUACCGUCGCACGGCAACCAACUUGAAACCAAUUCAGUCGCGACGUGCACCAUCCAACAACAGGCCUGCCCCACGUCAGUGAUUCAGAAACCGGCAUUCCAAGUUCCUUACCCUGGCUGUAGCCAAGCUCUCCGGGAAGCAUUUGUCAAACGAGACGUACCCACGGCCUCAUUAGAUUUAAUAAUGGCCUCUUUGGCUAAAAAUACUUUAUUACAAUAUGGUGUUACGUAUAAAAUCUGGUGGGAAUAUUGUUUUACUAACCAUAAAGAUCCUUAUGUGUACUCAAUGUCAUCGGUUAUCUCUUUUUUGACAGACCAAUUUAAUCGUGGUGCUGCUUAUGGUACGUUAAAUAGUCAUCGCUCUGCGCUUAGUUUGCUUUUUGGGAAUGAUCUUGGUGUUGAAGAAAGGAUAAAGAGAUUACUUAAAGGGGUAUUUAAGUUAAGGCCAGCUGUACCAAAAUAUACAUUUACUUGGGAUCCCCAAUUAGUGAUAAAUCAUGUUUCAAAUUGGAUCCCAAAUAGAGAAUUAACCCUUGAUAAAUUAGCAAAAAAAAUGGUGAUCCU
Molecule: messenger RNA, 1529 nt
Organism: Achroia grisella
Lineage: Eukaryota; Metazoa; Arthropoda; Insecta; Lepidoptera; Pyralidae
Exons: 3
Coding region: 47-1048 (333 amino acids)
Source: RefSeq, a predicted model, not a curated record